Daldinia vernicosa is the source of this 1013-nucleotide messenger RNA. RefSeq lists its product as uncharacterized. Lineage: Eukaryota; Fungi; Ascomycota; Sordariomycetes; Xylariales; Hypoxylaceae. The transcript has 3 exons. The coding region runs from base 282 to 881 and encodes 199 amino acids. The record is from RefSeq and is a predicted model, not a curated record.
GUAUACAAGUGGCUAAUUAUCCUCCAAGUAACGUGCCAUAGCAUAGCUCCAUAACUUCGUAUCCAUGCGAUUUUAUCGAUCCGAAUAGAGCUAUUGCCCUUUAUUAUAGAGUUAACCCCUUUUUCAUACAUUCAUAGACUAUAAAUAUGCUCGCUCCUUCACGUCUAACCGCAACUAUGUAAGACUAAGUACUCUUCUAUAUCGCUAGAGUAAUCAUCCCCUUCCACCCACCAACAUAUCGGCACAUACAUAUCAGCAUAUAAUACAAUUACGCCGUAGCUAUGCGAGCCCUCACAGCUUUACUCGUCGGCCCGGCCGUCACUCUCGCAGCAGCGAUUAUACCGCGCGCUGGGUCCGUCCCAGAAGGUCCCUGGACUGCUGGCGUCUGGAGAAUGCCCGCCGACGACGACUACUUUUUCGCCGGCGACGCCAUCAACGCCAGCGGCGGAAAGUUCUACGUCAACAAGAACACGUCCGCUUAUUGCCCGGGGGACGUAGAGAACCUCGACUGCUCUCUUUAUCCGGGAUCCAAGACGGUAUUCGCAGGCGGCAAUAACACUUUAUUCCUAAACGUCGGGGUUCCGGGCGGACAGCAAGUCUAUAUCGCAGAGGAUGGCUCGCUGUCGUACACUAUACCACAUUCUGGGGCGCUGCCCGAGGGAUCCGUUUCCACCGGCUUCGAGAGACAGCGCAGCGAGUCGUUUGGAGCUCCUGUAGUGUUAGGAAACGCCGGCCAGCCCUGGCUGAUGUGCCCGGUUAGCGAGGGUGAGCCGAGAGAGAGAACGUACCAGAUAUACGUCGGCCGCGGGACUGAGAACUGCUUAAAUACCGGGGUAAGGACUUACACGUCCUCUGGACCGGAUGCCUGGGAAUACGCAUAAUCAACCCAUGGCUAGUGAAUAUUCAGAUUAUGGACAAAGGGUAAAAACCCGUCACUAGGCCAAACUAUCUUGUAGAUAGUCAAAAAGCACGUUCUUCACCUGAUACUAUAUAAAUCAAACGCAUGCAUUUAG